Messenger RNA from Fimicolochytrium jonesii, 345 nucleotides. RefSeq lists its product as uncharacterized. NCBI's taxonomy places the organism in Eukaryota, Fungi, Chytridiomycota, Chytridiomycetes, Spizellomycetales, Powellomycetaceae. The record is from RefSeq and is a predicted model, not a curated record. Gene Ontology annotation, biological process: negative regulation of DNA-templated transcription. Gene Ontology annotation, molecular function: RNA binding; metal ion binding. The annotation marks the transcript as partial. The transcript has a single exon. Gene Ontology annotation, cellular component: nucleus.
AUGAAGAAAGCCAGCGCGAAACGGGAGGCAGCUUUCCGCGAAAAAGCCGCCAAGACGCCUUGCGAGUUCUGGCAACAGGGCCGCUGUAACCAAGGCGAUAAUUGCCCUUACUCGCACGACGGCGAAGGGAGCAGCUUUGCCGAGCGCCUACCGUGCCGGUUCUACAAGUCGGGCUCGUGCCAACGCGGCGAUGAGUGUAUUUACAGCCACGAUCUGAAAUCAGAGCCGUGUGUCUUCUUCCACCUCAAGCAACACAAGGGAGGAUGUCAGAAGGGCGAUGAAUGCCCCUUCUCGCAUGAACCUAUGACGGACGAGCAGAAGGAGAUUCUGAAACAUGAGCAGGAG